This is a messenger RNA of Vitis vinifera (wine grape), 4152 nucleotides long. RefSeq lists its product as uncharacterized. NCBI's taxonomy places the organism in Eukaryota, Viridiplantae, Streptophyta, Magnoliopsida, Vitales, Vitaceae. Gene Ontology annotation, molecular function: nucleic acid binding. The transcript is spliced from 2 exons. The record is from RefSeq and is a predicted model, not a curated record. Bases 1 to 4152 code for a protein of 1383 amino acids.
AUGAACAGGGCAAGAGCUAGUGGAGUGUAUACCCUACCAGAGGGUUUAGAUGUCCAAGCAAAGUUAACAACCGUUAUGAGAAGGUUGGAUGAUUUGGAAGCCAAGGGAGUUCAAGAGGUACAAAUAGUCAAUGAUGGGGUAACUCAAUUGUGCUUGAUAUGUAAGUCUACAGAACAUGGUGUACAAUCUUGUCCCACUCUACCUGCAGUGCAAGAUAUGUUUACGGAGCAAGCCAAUGCCUUAGGGACAUACAAGCAAUAUUCUAGCAAUUCUCCAUAUUCCAACACUUAUAAUCCGGGUUGGAGGAAUCAUCCAAAUCUAUCAUGGAGGGGAGGUAACAAUGGCCAGUUUCAGCAGCAAGGAAACCGAUUUCAGGGUAAUCAAACUAAUGGGCAGCAAGGUUUUCAACCACAAGGUAUGCCAUCUCAGAAUUUUCAACAGCAACAUCAAGCCUCAUCAUCUAACUCAAGCCUGGAAGACAUGAUGAGAGAGUUUAUACAGAAGCAAGACAAGCGUAAUGAAGAUCAAAAUAGGAUAAAUGCUCAAACAUCUCAAGAACUAGUAGAUAUUCGAACCACUUUGAGUCAACUUGCUGUAAGUUUAUCUCACGAGAAAGGAAAAUUCCCAGCUCAACCACAGAAAAAUCCGAGAGGAGUAAAUGAAGUUUCUGAAGUGCAAAAGGAAGAUUGCAAUGCAGUUAUCACACUCAGAAAUGGGAAAGAAUAUGAAGGGCCCAAGUUACCUGUAAGUGAAGAUAUUCCUACUAGAGAUGAACCAGCUGUGGAGAAAAAUGUUAGAAAUGAGAAAGCAUCUGAAAAAUAUGAGGAAGUCAUUGUGAGCAAAAAUAAAAUGAGUGUUUCCAAUCAUUUGCCUUUCCCUUCAGCUAUGCAGAGACACAAAGUGGGGGAUAAGACUUUAGAGAUUUUGGAAGUUUUGAAGCAAGUGAAGAUCAACAUUCGACUCCUUGAUAUGAUCAAGCAAGUUCCUGCUUAUGCAAAGUUCCUCAAAGAUUUAUGCACUGUGAAGAGAAGGAUUAAAUUAAGCAAGAAAGCAUUCCUCACCGAGCAAGUCAGUGCCAUCAUUGAGAAUAAAGCAAUGGUGAAGUACAAAGAUCCAGGUUGUCCUACCAUCUCAGUCCAGAUUGGAGAUUCAUUCGUAGAAAGGGCUUUGUUAGAUUUGGGAGCUAGUGUGAAUUUGCUUCCAUAUUCAAUCUAUAAGCAAUUGGGAUUGGGAGAGCUUAAGGCUACUACCAUUACACUCUCUUUAGCAGAUCGUUCGAUUAAAGUACCUAGAGGAGUAGUCGAAGAUGUUUUGGUGCAAGUUGAAAAGUUCUACUACCCAGUGGACUUUGUGGUGUUAGAUACAGAACCAUUGAAAAAGGGUAUGAAUUCUGUUCCAAUUAUUCUUGGGAGACCCUUCCUUGCUACAGCCAAUGCUCUCAUUAACUGUCGAAAUGGAUUGAUGCAAUUAUCUUUUGGGAACAUGACAGUGGAAAUGAAUGUCUUCAAUUUAUGCAAGCAACCAAUGGACCAUGAUGAUGUGGAAAAUGAGGAAGCAUGCCUUAUAGAGGCUUUGGUGCAAGAACACACAGAAAAGUUAAUGGAAGAAAAUAUAGAUGAAUUUUUCUCUACAAUCGUUAAGGAAGAAUGUGUUCAAGUUGCUACAGAAUGGAAAGAAAAAUAUACGAUUCAAUCUUUGAACAGUGUUGAGAAUGAUGAAGAAAGCAAAAAGGAAGAGGUUGAGAUCAGCAAACCAGAGUUAAAGCCCCUGCCACAUGGUUUAAAGUAUGUUUAUUUAGAGGCAAAUGAAGAAAAACCUGUGGUAAUUUCAGCUACAUUAACUGAAGAGCAAGAAAUGAAACUUUUGAAGGUGCUUAAAGAGAAUAAAGGAGCGAUUGGUUGGUCCAUCUCAGAUUUGAAAGGGAUAAAUCCCUUGAUUUGCACACAUCAUAUUUAUUUGGAAGAGAAUGCAAAACCAGUAAGGCAACCACAAAGAAGGCUAAAUCCCCUUAUGCAAGAUGUAGUCAGAAAUGAGGUAUUGAAGCUUUUAGAUGCAGGUAUUAUUUAUCCUAUCUCUGACAGUAGUUGGGUGAGCCCCACUCAAGUAGUACCUAAGAAAAGCGGGAUAACUGUGAUGAAGAAUGAUGAAGGAGAGCUCAUUCCUACAAGGUUGACUACAGGUUGGCGAGUAUGCAUUGAUUUUAGGAAGUUGAAUGCAGUCACCAAGAAAGAUCACUUUCCAUUACCUUUCUUAGAUCAGGUUUUGGAGAGGGUAGCUGGUCAUGACUAUUAUUGCUUCUUGGAUGGCUAUUCAGGUUAUUUUCAAAUUGCCAUUGCAUUGGAGGAUCAGGAGAAAACCACAUUCACAUGCCCAUUUGGCACUUAUGCUUAUAGGCGCAUGCCUUUUGGUCUUUGUAAUGCACCGGCCACAUUUCAAAGGUGUAUGCUUAGUAUUUUCAGUGACAUGGUAGAGAGAAUCAUGGAAGUUUUCAUGGAUGAUCUGACUGUUUAUGGGAAGACCUUUGAUGAUUGUCUCUCAAAUUUGAAAAAAGUUUUGAAAAGGUGUAUUGCGAAUGAUUUAGUCCUAAAUUGGGAAAAGUGUCACUUCAUGGCAACCUCAGGGGUAGUACUUGGUCAUAUCAUCUCUAAAGAGGGCAUUCAGGUAGAUCCAGCAAAAAUUGAGCUCAUCUCAAAGCUACCUUCGCCUACUACUGUUAAAGAGGUGAGACAAUUUUUGGGACAUGCAGGUUUUUAUAGAAGGUUUAUACAAGACUUCUCAAAAAUCGCUCAACCUCUUUGUGCUUUACUACUUAAGGAUGCAGAAUUCAUAUGGACUAAAGCAUGUCAAGAAGCUUUCAAGAGGCUAAAGUCACUCCUCACUAGUGCACCAAUUGUGAGAUCUCCCAAUUGGUCUCUCCCAUUUGAGUUGAUGUGCGAUGCUAGUGACUAUGCAGUGGGAGCUGUACUAGGUCAAAGGGAGGAUGGAAAACCAUAUGUGGUGUACUAUGCUAGUAAAACCCUCAAUGAUGCUCAAAAGAACUACACAACUACUGAAAAGGAGCUCCUUGCAGUGGUGUUCGCACUUGAUAAAUUCAGGAACUACCUUUUGGGAACUUCAAUAGUAAUUUUUACUGAUCAUUCGGCCUUGAAAUAUCUACUCAACAAAAAGGAUGCCAAAGCAAGACUUAUCAGAUGGAUUCUUCUCCUUCAAGAAUUUAACAUUCAAAUCAAGGAUAAGCAAGGGGUAGAGAAUGUGGUUGCUGAUCAUCUUUCCCGAGUUAAAGUAGAGUCACAUUUCGAGGAAGCACAAAUUAAUGAUGAGUUUCCUGAUGAUGCACUUUGUGCAGUGGAGAAGUUGCCUUGGUUCGCAAAUAUAGUCAAUUACUUGGCAACCGGAGAGCUUCCAUCAGAAUGGAACAUGGAAACAAAGAAGUAUUUUCUUUCACGGGCAAAACACUAUGCUUGGGAUGAUCCAUAUUUGUAUAAGUUUUGCCCAGAUCAAAUUAUGCGGAGAUGUGUUCCAGAGGAUGAAACGAAUGGGCAAGCUGAGCUAGCAAAUCGGGAAAUUAAGAGAAUCCUCACCAAAGUAGUCAAUACUACAAGAAAAGAUUGGUCUACCAAGUUGAGUGAUGCACUUUGGGCAUAUAGGACAGCCUAUAAGACUGUCCUUGGCAUGUCACCGUACCGAAUUGUUUAUGGUAAAGCAUGUCAUUUGCCUGUAGAACUCGAACAUCGUGCAUAUUGGGCUGUAAAGAAGAUGAACUUUGAUUCGGAUCAAGCUGGAGCUAAAAGGAAAUAUGAUUUGAAUGAACUUGAGGCAUAUCGAAAUGAGAGUUAUGAAUGCCUACGUAAUGCAAGGGAAAAACACAAAUUCUACCAUGACAAGCUUAUUUUACGAAGGGAGUUCAAGCAAGGUGAAAAGGUGUUGUUGUACGACUCCAAGCUUCACAUUUUUCCAGGAAAGCUUAGGUCAAGGUGGAAUGGCCCUUAUGUGGUAAAGGAAGUCUUCCCUUAUGGCACCGUGACCAUUCAAAAUCCGAGGACAGGUAAUGAAUUCAAAGUUAAUGGUCAGCGCCUAAAGCAUUUCAUUGAAAGAUUUGAGACACAAGAGGAGAAUCUCCAUUUUCUUGAUGGGGAUGUUCAAAAGGGUUGA